Messenger RNA from Penicillium lagena, 741 nucleotides. RefSeq lists its product as uncharacterized. The transcript has 3 exons. The record is from RefSeq and is a predicted model, not a curated record. Bases 1 to 741 code for a protein of 246 amino acids. Gene Ontology annotation, molecular function: hydrolase activity. NCBI's taxonomy places the organism in Eukaryota, Fungi, Ascomycota, Eurotiomycetes, Eurotiales, Aspergillaceae.
AUGACCUCGGCCAGUCUCUCCCGCUGCUGCACCCUCGGCUCCCUGCACGACGGGGAGGCCACCGGCGAGAUUAAGGACAUUGGCGACAUCUCGACCUACUUCGCCUACCCGGCCGAUAAGUCCACGGAGAAUGCCAUCCUCAUUCUCUCAGAUGUCAUCGGCCACCGCUUCAUCAAUGCGCAGCUGCUGGCGGAUCAGUUCGCGGCCGCCGGCUACUUCGUCGUGAUGCCGGACCUUUUCACAGGCGACACAGUGCCCCUGAACCGGCCCGAGGGCUUCAACAUCAUGGACUGGGUGAAGAACCACCUGCCCGCGCAGACGGAGCCCAUUAUCGACGCUGUCUUGAAGGAGAUGCGCGAGAACCUGGGCUGCAAGUACAUCGGCGGCAUCGGCUACUGCUUCGGCGGCAAGUACGUCUGCCGGUACCUGAAGCCGGGCAAGUUGGAUGCCGCCUUCACGGCCCAUCCCACCAUGCUGGAGGCCGACGAGCUGCGUGGCGUGGAAGGUCCACUCAGCAUCGCGGCUGCAGUCCGUGACUUUGUUUUCACUACGGCCAAGCGCCACGAGUGCGAAAAGAUCCUAGACACGCUGGAGAUCCCCUACCAGAUCAACAUGUUCUCCGACGUCGAACACGGCUUCGCGGUGCGGUGCGAUCUGUCCAAGCCCCGGCAGAAAUACGCCAAGGAGCAGGCCUUCACGCAGGCCGUGGCCUGGUUCGAUGAAUACGUCAAGAAGCAUUAA